Insectozyma verbasci is the source of this 1320-nucleotide messenger RNA. The record is from the annotation of a GenBank genome assembly. NCBI's taxonomy places the organism in Eukaryota, Fungi, Ascomycota, Pichiomycetes, Serinales, Debaryomycetaceae.
AUGUCUUUACAAACACCAGUACCGCCAAAUUCUACAUUGGCUACUACUGCAAGUUCAAAUCAAAGUGGUUCUAAUGAUUUUGUUAAGAAAUUAUUCUUAAUGUUAUUGGAAGAUUCAUAUAAAGAUAUUGUUAGAUGGACCAAAACUGGUGAUUCAUUUGUUGUUAUAAAUACAAAUGAAUUUACAAAAGAUAUAUUACCUCGUCAUUUUAAACAUUCAAAUUUUGCAUCAUUCGUUCGUCAAUUAAAUAAAUAUGAUUUUCAUAAAGUCAAAAUUCCAAAUGAUGCAAAAUCAACUUAUCCUUAUGGUGAAGAUGCUUGGGAAUUUAAACAUCCAGAUUUCAAAAUAAAUGAUAGAGAAAGUUUAGAUAAUAUAAAAAGAAAAGGGCCAAAUAUUAAAAAACCAAGUGGUCUGAUAACAACUAAAGAAAUAAAUAAUAAUGGAAUGGGUCAAAUUGAUUUACAUAUGAAAGAAGAAUUAAAGAAGUUGAGGAAAGAAAAUGAAGUACUACAAAAUGAAGUUAAAUUAUUAACUAACAAAUAUAAAACUGUGGUUGAAAAUAUAGUCACUUUGAAAAAUUAUAAUGAACGAUAUGAUAGAAAUCUUACAAUAUUGGCGAAUACUUUAUUACAAGCUGGAAUAAAAAUACCUCCAUUAGAAAUAGAUCAACAUCAACAUCAUCUAGAUCAUAGUCCUAAAUCACAACCACCUCAAAUACCGUCACAACCAUCACAAGCAACUCCAAUACCAAUACAUUCACAGCCUCAAACACAACAACAACAACAACAACCACCACCACAAGUUCAACCUCAACAACCACAUCAUACACCAGUUUCUGUUCCUUCUCAACCACCUCAUCAACCAUCAUCUAUCCCUUCUUCAUCUGCAUCACCAAUAUCAACUACUCAAAUACCCAAUCCGAAAUUUCAUGUUUUAUUAGUUGAAGAUGAUAAUGUGUGUAUACAAUUAUGUAGGAAAUUCCUAGUUAAAUAUGGCUGUCAAGUUACUGUUGUAACUGAUGGUUUAAAUGCAAUUUCAACAGUUGAACAUACAAAAUAUGAUUUAGUUUUAAUGGAUAUUGUGAUGCCAAAUUUAGACGGUGCUACAGCUACCAGUAUAAUCAGGUCAUUUGAUACAAAAACUCCAAUUAUUGCAAUGACUGGUAAUAUAGAAGAUCAAGAUUUAGUAAACUAUUUACAAAAUGGAAUGAGUGAUAUUUUAGCAAAACCAUUUACAAAAGAUGAUUUAUAUUCAAUAUUGGCUAAACAUUUGCUAAAAGAUGAUAUUGAAAAAGAUAGAAAGAAGCCAAAAUUAGAAUAA